CCUUUUGUCCCAAAUGAAUAAACUGAGGCCAGAGUGGGGAAGGGAAGGUGGGACCUGUUGUUCAAGGACCUGACCCCAGCCUGUCCUCCCUCCCACCCACUCCCGGCCCUCUGUCGGUCUCGGUCGGGUUAGGGGAGUGCGAUCUCCGGAGAGGGGAGGGCCCUCCACCCAGAGUGGUGUGGGAGCGGGCAGCACAGGAACCAGACACCGACAAUGAAUAAAUGAUGCCCACUCGCAGCCUGCCUGCGACCAGAUCGCCACCGCCGAGCGCCGGCUGGCCAGGGGGCAGUCACCGAGCCAAGGCGGCCCGGCAGGCAUCCCUCGGCUCCCCUGACCUGCUGCCGAGCUGCGCGGAGCGCGCGAAGAUGGCGGGGCAGCGGCUAGGCGCGGGGCCGCUCUGGGCGCUGGGCGGCGCCGCCCUGGGGGUUUGCCUCGCGGGGGUCGCCGGGCAGCUGGUGGAGCCCAGCACGGCCCCACCCAAGCCCAAGCCGCCCCCGCUGACCAAGGAGACGGUGGUGUUCUGGGAUAUGCGCCUGUGGCACGUGGUGGGCAUCUUCUCGCUCUUCGUGUUGUCCAUCAGUGAGUAGCUGCUCCCCCCAUCACCGCCCC
Molecule: messenger RNA, 609 nt
Organism: Physeter macrocephalus (sperm whale)
Lineage: Eukaryota; Metazoa; Chordata; Mammalia; Artiodactyla; Physeteridae
Product: transmembrane inner ear expressed protein-like
Exons: 2
Coding region: 222-587 (121 amino acids)
Biological process (GO): sensory perception of sound; inner ear morphogenesis
Source: RefSeq, a predicted model, not a curated record